AUGGCGUCAAUAUCAUCAUCAUCUGAAAACUUUGAACCAGAUGAAGAGUUAGUACGAGAUGCAGCCUUAUGCCUACGAAGUUUCUCUGGAUCUCGAGAGGUGAUUCCAUACAGCAAGUUUUGUGAAAGAUUCAAAAAGACAGCUGGUUAUUCAAUCAAGGAAUACUUGCAAAAAUGUGACUAUACUUUCGCUGAUGUUAUGAUAAAAGUCUCAUGCACAACACGUACGAAGUGCGAGUACGAUGUGGAUCAGAAAAUGAUCACGUUGAUACCAGAAAAAGCUCUAUGGGAGGGAAAUCCGCUGAUUUCUUCCGCACCAACUACUCAUGGAGGUUUUUCUGGAACCCAACCGAUACCAGUAUUCAUCGGAUUACCUUUUUUGAAUCCGUACGCUCCUCUCUUCGUCCCACGCUAUCAACCAUUUAUGUUCACAGCAGUCCCUUUGAACAACAGACAUCCAUUUAUGGCAGGUGAUGUUCCGUAUUAUUCCCAGCCUGUUAGUGCUUUUCCGCUGAUGACAACCAGUCUAACAGCGAAUCCAAAUGAUAACCAUACGAGCGGCCAACUUCAUAACAACGAGAUUGGACAGAAUGCGAGGAAAUUCUCUGCUAACUAUUUUGUUACAAGCAUGGAAUCGAACAGUGUAACAGAAAACGCAUCUUUAUCAUCAGCGGCUGUUCCAUGGAGCACUUGCGAUAGUUUUGGUUUGAAUUCUGCGCUUGUGUCGGAGCAAGAUACGGAACAAGAGCUGGCUUCCAUUGAGGAAUGCGAACAAGUGACAGAUGGUUCAGAGCAGGUAGCAGGGAGACGCGAGGGGGAUAUGGAUGAAUUACAUUAUGACGAUGCGAAACACGGUGGAGCGUACGACGUACCUACGAUCAAUGCAGUGGAUUUGACAGAUUUGAGUGUUUCUGACGAACCAACACACAUUACGAAUGUUGAACAUUUCAGCGUAGAAGGAAGUGACGACUCAUACUAUUACGACGCUGAAGAAGAGUUUACGCUCGAGAAUCGCGCGGUCCCUAUUGGAGACCAACAAAUCCAAACGCCAGGACAAUUCGGAAUGCACAACCCUGCCGAGGACAAUCGUUCUGAAACAGGCUCAAGCACUGUAGAUGAUGACUUGUUUGAUGGCGAAAGAGUGAAACAAAGGGAACCACGAAGAGAUUCCAUGCCAGAACUGCCGAUUUUGCGCAGCAUGGACUUUUGUGUAGUGGAGCCACAAGGUCCGAUAACUAGCGAAGAUGUUGAAGACAAGGAAGCGAAGCGCAGGCGACGUAUGCUUCAUGUGUUCUGGUUACUAAAAGCCAAUGCAUGUCUUGACAUUUUGCAAGAUGGUUGCCUUCGAGAAAAACCAUAUUCAAAUCAAAAAGAAGCAAGAAUAGAAAAACGAAGGUUUCAAAGGAUGGAACGCGGAACGAAAGGUGUAACGUUCAAUCGAACAACUCCUGUUGUUGAUCCCGAUAUCAAACAGCUGAGGAUUGAUGCAAAGAAGGAAUGUCUCCGACUUUGGAGUGCUGAUGUACGGAAUAUGGCCGAGCUCCUUUGUUUCCUCAAAGUUUUCCAUAAUGUGAAUGGUCCAAUGCUCAUCGAUGACUGCGAGUAUCAUAUUGAGGCGUUCAUAAAUCCGUCAUGUACACCAGGAGAUCUCUCUUGGAUCAAAUAUGGUAAAAAUAUGAGCGUAAGACGAAUGUUUGAGUUGAAAAUGUUUCGAUUGGUUAAUCCAAAUGACAGGAAAAAGGUGCAACCGGUUGACUGCGUCCUUAAUGCAGGAUUUCGUAUACUCUCAAAAGGUGUAGUUAGUGAGGUGUACAAAAUUCUGACCCACACGAAAAAAGGAACUAUAGAAGAUAUCACUCAGCAAAUCCAGAAAUUCGUCGACAAAACUGAAAAUGAAUGCAUUCGAGAAGUUCACGAAGCUAUUAAUAGUGCACCGGAUGUGUUUGCGGUUCACGAGGGUCAUGUAGAACUCAGAAAUGACGAUGAGUUCUUCGUCGUAACUGACAUUGCAUAG
Necator americanus (New World hookworm) is the source of this 2013-nucleotide messenger RNA. RefSeq lists its product as uncharacterized. Bases 1 to 2013 code for a protein of 670 amino acids. The transcript is spliced from 16 exons. NCBI's taxonomy places the organism in Eukaryota, Metazoa, Nematoda, Chromadorea, Rhabditida, Ancylostomatidae. The record is from RefSeq and is a predicted model, not a curated record.